AUGGGCGGGAAUGUGGCCGUGAUGGACAUUCAGGACAAGCCAGUCGAUGAGAAAGAGUGGAACAGCCUCAGCCAGAAAUUUGGCGCAAAACAAGUCUACAUACAGACAGACGUCACGAAACAGGACAGUCUGAACGCUUCGUUUGCCAGAGCUGUCCAAGAGCUGGGCUCUAUUGAUGGAUUGGUACCUGCGGCAGGCAUUGCCAUUGACAAGCCGUUCAUUGAGCAGACGUGGGAGGAGUUUACCAGGAUACAGGAGAUCAAUGUCAGGGGGACGUUUUUCGCGGCUCAACUGGCUACAAAGCAAUUUUUGUCGCAAGGGAAAGGCGGCAGCAUCGUCCUCAUCGCCUCGCAGUCAAGCCACAUUGCGCUCCCCGGCUAUCGCAUGGCAGCAUAUAACGCCAGCAAGGGUGGCAUACUGAUGCUAUCUAAAGCGCUGGCCGUUGAGCUUGCCCCACAUAACAUCCGUGUGAACACUAUCUCCCCCGGCUUCGUGGAUAGUGAAAUGACGAGGAACGUGCGGGAUAUGAAGAGCAAGAGAGAAGGUGACCAGAUGUGGUUGGCUCCCCCACUGCAGAGGCUCAGCACGCAGAAUGAUCUCACGGGGGCGGUGGUAUAUCUGCUGAGCGAUGCGAGUAGGCACACGACGGCAGCGGACAUUCAGAUCACUGGCGGAUUGCACGCUGGAACCAUCGACGGGGUCAUAAGCUACGAGUAG
Diaporthe citri is the source of this 717-nucleotide messenger RNA. RefSeq lists its product as uncharacterized. Lineage: Eukaryota; Fungi; Ascomycota; Sordariomycetes; Diaporthales; Diaporthaceae. The transcript is spliced from 3 exons. Gene Ontology annotation, cellular component: intracellular anatomical structure. The coding region runs from base 1 to 717 and encodes 238 amino acids. The record is from RefSeq and is a predicted model, not a curated record. Gene Ontology annotation, molecular function: oxidoreductase activity, acting on NAD(P)H, oxygen as acceptor.